Molecule: messenger RNA, 4462 nt
Organism: Haliotis rufescens (red abalone)
Lineage: Eukaryota; Metazoa; Mollusca; Gastropoda; Lepetellida; Haliotidae
Exons: 2
Coding region: 441-1505 (354 amino acids)
Source: RefSeq, a predicted model, not a curated record
AGUUUGAUUUUAUUAACUGGAUUUUCUGAGAAAUUUUUUUUAAUGUUUUGAACUUGGAAAUACUUUCAUACCCCUUUCAUAUUUAUUUUUAUUGUUUUAUGUUUCCAUGGAAACAAAGAUUGAUUAAUGCCGUUGAGAUUGAAGACCCAAUUUCUGAAGCUUGAUUUCAAAGACAUGAAGAGUUGAAGGGAUUGGAGCAGUGGAGGAGAGAUGUAGGACUUGUGAUUUUAGGGAUUGCUUUUAUUGAGGAUUCCUGUAAUGUCAAACCUUUCAAUAACUUUGAUUUCAACACACAAAAUCUCUGAAGCUGAAAGUUUGAAUGGAUAAAUACAACCAAUAGAAUAGAUACACCCAAUAUAAUAGAUACAACCAAUAGAAUAGAUACAACCAGUAGAAUAGAUGCAACCAGUAGAAUAGAUACAACCAGUAGAAUAGAUACAAUGAGUAGAAUAAUAAAUACAACCAGUAGAAUAGAUACACCCAAUAUAAUAGAUACAACCAAUAGAAUAGAUACAACCAGUAGAAUAGAUACAACCAGUAGAAUAGAUGCAACCAGUAGAAUAGAUGCAACCAGUAGAAUAGAUACAACCAGUAGAAUAAAAAAUACAACCAGUAGAAUAGAUACGCCCAAUAGAAUAGAUAUACCCAAUAUAAUAGAUACAACCAAAAGAAUAGAUACAACCAGUAGAAUAGAUACACCCAAUAGAAUAGAUAUACCCAAUAUAAUAGAUACAACCAAAAGAAUAGAUACAACCAGUAGAAUAGAUACACCCAAUAGAAUAAAUACACCCAAUAUAAUAGAUAUACCCAAUAUAAUAGAUACAACCAAAAGAAUAGAUACAACCAAUAUAAUAGAUAUACCCAAUAGAAUAGAUACAGCCAAAAGAAUACAUACCACCAAUAGAAUAGAUACACCCAAUAUAAUAGAUACAGCCAAAAGAAUACAUACCACCAAUAGAAUAGAUACAACCAAUAGAAUAGAUACAACCAGUAGAAUAGAUACAACCAGUAGAAUAGAUGCAACCAGUAGAAUAGAUGCAACCAGUAGAAUAGAUACAACCAGUAGAAUAAAAAAUACAACCAGUAGAAUAGAUACGCCCAAUAGAAUAGAUAUACCCAAUAUAAUAGAUACAACCAAAAGAAUAGAUACAACCAGUAGAAUAGAUACACCCAAUAGAAUAGAUACACCCAAUAGAAUAGAUACACCCAAUAGAAUAAAUACACCCAAUAGAAUAGAUACAACCAAUAGAAUAGAUACAACCAGUAGAAUAGAUACCACCAAUAGAAUGGAUACAACCAAUAGAAUAGAUACAACCAAAAGAAUAGAUACCACCAAUAGAAUGAAUACACCCAAUAGAAUAGAUACAACCAGUAGAAUAGAUACCACCAAUAUAAUGGAUACAACCAAUAGAAUAGAUAAAACCAAAAGAAUACAUACCACCAAUAGAAUAAAUACACCCAAUAGAAUAGAUACCACCAAUAGAAUAAAUACCACCAUAGAAUAGAUACACCCAAUAUAAUAGAUACACCCAAUAUAAUAGAUACACCCAUAGAAUAGAUACAACCAGUAGAAUAGAUACCACCAAUAGAAUAAAUACACCCAAUAUAAUAGAUACAACCAAUAGAAUAGAUACAACCAGUAGAAUAGAUACAACCAGUAGAAUAGAUACGCCCAAUAUAAUAGAUACAACCAGUAGAAUAAAUACCACCAAAAGGAUAAAUACCACUAAUUGGAUAAAUACAACCAAUAGAAUGAAUACAACCCAUUGGAUAAAUACAACCAAUAGAAUAGAAUCCCAAUCUCUGUCUCGGCGCGGACUUCAUGGCAGCCCUAUUGAGCCUAUAUUUUGUUUUAUUAUAACUUUUUAUCAAACAGUUUUCACUCCAUCAUGAUCUUGAUCCAGAUUCUGAUGUCAGCAUGGAAUGUAUUGGACAAAUUGUUAAGUGUUAAAGGCUGUCAUCCCCACGAGAUUUUAUACAUUGGAUGAGGGAGCAGCAUGACUGUCUUGAGCAUUAGAUUUCAGAUAGCUAAUCAAAAACCAGAAGUGUUAUCACAUAUGUUCACGGAAAAGCCCGGUGAUCUUAAAAGCCAAUCACAAUGAUUUGGGGGUAAAAUUAUCUUAUCGUAAUUCAGUCAUUGUUGGGUAUUUUGACCAGCAUGAACAGUUUAGACAGCUGAUCCUUGACCUGUGUGAUGUGAGAUUACAAAAUGUCUUAGCCAGGUGAGCUAAAGUGCCAAUGACCAUGACUUGGUGGCAGAAAUAGGUUUUUGUGAGUAUUAAAGGCAUGCAUUGACAAACAUCCAGGACCCACUUGCACUGAGGAUUUAGCACCAAUACAAUUGUAGCUCAUAAUAGGCACCCCAGGGGAUGCCAGGUAAGAUUUAUCCCUGUGCUGGUCAUAAGAGGUGACCAAAUGGAUCAGUUGGUCAUGUUCACUGACUUUGUUGAUUGCCUGUAAUUGUACGUACCCCUUGGCGUGGAUCGCUGCUAACAAUAUCGACCACUGGAUCGUCUGGUCCAGGCUCAGUUAUAUACAGGAUGCCGCCAUGGCUGGAAUAUUGCUGUUUUUGAUGUUAAACAACAAACAAACUACUUGCAACAGUUGUACUGCUAACAUUGUUAUGUGCAAUUGGCCUUCAGGCAAACAAACCCAUCCUGAAGCUUCGACUGUCACAAGUAAACGUAAGGGAGUUGAGGCUAUGUGGUCCACGACUGUUUGUGGCUGUGUGGAUCGAGUCCCUGGUCCACAACUGUUUGUGGCUGUGUGGAUCGAGUCCCUAGUCCAUGACUGUUUGUGUGUGUAUUGAUCGGGUCCCUGGUCCAUGACUGUUUGUGGCUGUGUGGAUUGAGUCCCUGGUCCACAACUGUUUGUGGCUGUGUGGAUCUAGUCCCUGGCCCAUGACUGUUUGUGGCUGUGUGGAUCGGGUCCCUGGUCCAUGACUGUUUGUUGCUGUGUGGAUCGAGUCCCUGGUCCAUGACUGUAGCUGUGUGGAUCGGGUCCCUGGUCCAUGACUGUUUGUGGCUGUGUUGAAUCGUGUCGACAACUGUUUGUGGCUGUGUGGAUCGAGUCCCUGGUCCAUGACUGUUUGUGGCUGUGUGGAUCUAGUCCCUGGUCCAUGACUGUUUGUGUCUGUGUGGAUCGGGUCCCUGGUCCAUGACUGUUUGUGGCUGUGUGGAUCUAGUCCCUGGUCCAUGACUGUUUGUGUCUGUGUGGAUCGGGUCCCUGGUCCAUGACUGUUUGUGGCUGUGUGGAUCUGGUCCCUGGUCCAUGACUGUUUGUGUCUGUGUGGAUCGGGUCCCUGGUCCAUGACUGUUUGUUGCUGUGUGGAUCGGGUCCCUGGUCCAUGACUGUUUGUGGCUGUGUGGAUCUAGUCCCUGGUCCAUGACUGUUUGUGUCUGUGUGGAUCGGGUCCCUGGUCCAUGACUGUUUGUUGCUGUGUGGAUCGAGUCCCUGGUCCAUGACUGUUUGUGGCUGUGUGGAUCGGGUCCCUGGUCCAUGACUGUUUGUGGCUGUGUGGAUCUGGUCCCUGGUCCAUGUUUCAUGAAGAAGGCUGUGUGGAUCUGGUCCCUGGUCCAUGACUGUUUGUGGCUGUGUGGAUUGAGUCCCUGGCCCAUGACUGUUUGUGGCUGUGUGGAUCUGGUCCCUGGUCCAUGACUGUUUGUGGCUGUGUGGAUUGAGUCCCUGGUCCAUGACUGUUUGUGGCUGUGUGGAUCUGGUCCCUGGUCCAUGACUGUUUGUGGCUGUGUGGAUUGAGUCCCUGGUCCAUGACUGUUUGUGGCUGUGUGGAUUGAGUCCCUGGUCCAUGACUGUUUGUGGCUGUGUGGAUUGAGUCCCUGGUCCAUGACUGUUUGUGGCUGUGUGGAUCUAGUCCCUGGUCCACGACUGUUUGUGGCUGUGUGGAUCAAGUCCCUGGUCCACGACUGUUUGUGGCUGUGUGGAUUGGGUCCCUGGUCCAUGACUCUUUAUUGCUUCGUGGAUCGGGUCGACGACUGUUUGUGGCCGAGUGGAUUGGGCCCACUACUGUUUGUUGCUGUGUGGAAUCGGGUCGACGACUGUUUGUGGCUGUGUUGAAUCGUGUCGACAACUGUUUGUGGCUGUGUGGAUCUGGUCCCUGGUCCAUGACUGUUUGUGGCUGUGUGGAUUGAGUCCCUGGUCCAUGACUGUUUGUGGCUGUGUGGAUUGAGUCCCUGGUCCAUGACUGUUUGUGGCUGUGUGGAUCUGGUCCCUGGUCCAUGACUGUUUGUGGCUGUGUUGAAUCGUGUCGACAACUGUUUGUGGCUGUGUGGAUCGGGUCCCUGGUCCAUGACUUUUUAUGGCUGUGUGGAUCUAGUCCCUGCUCCACGACUGUUUGUGGCUGUGUGGAUCGGGUCCCUGUUCCAUGACUGUUUGUGGCUGUGUGGAUCUGGUCCCUGGUCCAUGUUUCAUGAAGAAGGCUGUAUCAUGUGCUAACAUCAUUCUG